UUUCACAUUGUUUUUUUUUCUUUUUCCCAUCAUCUAGUACCAAAAAAAAAAGGUAGAUUAGGAAUUUAGGAUCAUAGAGUUGUUAUUGUCAUAUUCUAAUAUGUAGGUAACAAAACAAAUAAAAGUUGGAGUACUUUAGUAGUUUAGUGUGAUAUGGUGAGAUACUAGGAGAAUAAGAUCACAGAUUCACAGUCCCAAAGUCCCCUCUUUCUGCUAAAUCACCAAGAUUGGUUCAUCAUUAACGUCUUUAAAACCCCCCACAAAUUCUCAAGACCCAGAAAAAACAACUUUACCCAUUUCAGAAAUAAAGAAAUUCCAACACGUUUUCCAGUCUUCCCAUUUCUAGUGCUACUACUGAAAACAGAGUAAGAGAGUCAAACUUAAAAGUCCCAUUUUUUCAAAAAGAUCAAACUGUUAGCAGAUUCUUCCCGAUUUACGGAUUUGCUGUUUCCAGAAAGAAUUCAGGGUUGUUCUCUCCUCCCUUUAAAAAUGGGGUCAUCAUCAACUGAGCUUCUCAUUAACACUCCCCUUCUGAUGGCUGACCACCAACAACCACCGGACACCGUCGUUGGCGCCGUCGACCACAAGAAUCAACCCGCCGUACGAUCAAAACAUGGGCGGUGGUUAUCCGCUUCUUUUAUCAUCUGGGUGGAGAUGGCGGAGAGGAUUGCGUACUAUGGAAUAUCGUCAAACUUGAUAAGUUUUUUGACGGGGAAAUUGGGACAGUCAACGGCAAUGGCGGCUGUUAACAUCAAUGCUUGGAGUGGGGUUGCUUGUUUGCUCCCUAUUUUGGGGGCUGUUAUUGCUGACUCUUUUGUGGGCAAGUUUUAUACUAUUAUUGCCUCUUCCAUCAUUUACAUCUUGGGGCUGGGCUUGCUAACUUUGUCAGCAAUGCUGCCUUCUCUUAGUUGCAUUGAUGGUGGUCCCGGAAGCUCAGCACAUUUGCAGACAAUAAUAUUCUUUGUUGCCCUAUAUCUGGUGGCCAUAGGACAAGGUGGGCAUAAGCCUUGUGUUCAGGCUUUUGGGGCUGAUCAGUUUGAUGGAGAAGACCCCUCGGAGAGCAAAGCGAAAAGCUCUUUCUUUAACUGGUGGUAUUUUGGUGUUUGUGUGGGUGGUUUGUUGGGUAUUGGAGUCUUGAGUUAUGUACAGGACAACCUUAGUUGGGGUCUCGGAUUUGGAAUUCCAUGCAUUAUUAUGGCGUUAUCUUUGGUCAUAUUUCUGCUUGGAAUUACGACUUAUCGCUACACUAUGAAGGUUGAAGGGGAAAGUCCAUUCAGUAGGAUUGGAAGAGUAUUUGUUGCAGCAGCUCGGAAUUGGAAGGCUACAUCUCCCAUGGUAGGUGACAAUGAACAUGCUCAUAGAAUCAAGCUCCAUGAUGGGUCUCGACAAUUCAAGUUCCUUGACAAAGCUUUGCUUGUGACAGAGAUAUCAAAGAGUGAGGUUGAAGAGGCAAAGGCAGUCCUUAGGCUGUUUCCUAUAUGGGCAACAACAUUGGUUUUUGCAAUUGUCUUCUCACAGCCCCCAACUUUCUUCACCAAACAAGGCAUAACAUUGGAUAGAUCAAUCGGGUCUAACUUUGCUAUACCAGCUGCAGCGUUACAGUCUUUUAUAGGCAUCUGCAUUGUUAUUGUUCUCCCGAUUUAUGAUCGUAUUCUUGUGCCAGUUUUCAGAAAUAUUACUGGAAAUUCUUCUGGCAUAUCAAUGCUUCAGAGAAUCGGGACAGGGCUGUUCAUUUCCAGUAUUUGUAUGGUAGUUGCCGCCAUCACAGAGAAGAAAAGACUCGAAACUGCUUCUCGAUAUGGACUUAUAGAUAUGCCUAAUGUGACGAUCCCAAUGAGUAUUUGGUGGCUGCUUCCACAAUAUGCCUUGUUUGGAAUAUCAGAGGCAUUUACCAUGGUUGGCCUGCAAGAAUUUUUUUACGACCAGGUCCCAAAUGAAUUGCGUAGUGUAGGAUUAUCUCUGUAUCUGAGUAUAUUUGGCAUAGGAGGCCUUUUAAGUAGCGUACUGGUUUCAUUGAUUAACAAGGCAACCAGUGGGGGAGAGAGCUGGUUUUCGAAUAACUUGAAUCGUGCACAUCUUGAUUACUUCUAUUGGCUGCUUGCUGGUCUUAGUUCCAUAGGACUGGGUCUAUUUGUGUAUUUUGCAAAGUCAUACAUAUACAACAAAAACAAGGCUCGUCUAUAGAAUUCUACUUCAUGUUGUAUGCAGAAUGUAAGCUAAGAGCAAAACGUAAAGGCGAGGUCAGUGACUUAUUUAUUGCUGGUUGGAAGUAAUUUUAGAGCUCAUGUACAUGAAUGUUUCCGUUUCCCCAUGUGUAAAAGUUGAUGUGGAGCAACUUUUAAGUGAAAUGCACUAGUAGUUGCCAUGAGAAUGUUGAGAAAAACUGCAAAUGUGUACUUGUUUAUUCGACUCUAGAUAUGAUGAAUUAUAAUUCUAUUGCUCGA
Molecule: messenger RNA, 2444 nt
Organism: Spinacia oleracea (spinach)
Lineage: Eukaryota; Viridiplantae; Streptophyta; Magnoliopsida; Caryophyllales; Amaranthaceae
Product: protein NRT1/ PTR FAMILY 5.10
Exons: 3
Coding region: 490-2184 (564 amino acids)
Biological process (GO): dipeptide transport; transmembrane transport
Cellular component (GO): membrane
Molecular function (GO): tripeptide transmembrane transporter activity; dipeptide transmembrane transporter activity
Source: RefSeq, a predicted model, not a curated record